AUGCUGGCGUUCCGUGGUUUUUCAUUGCUAUCACUCGCCUUGUUGGCCAGUACAGUCCCACUUGCUGCCAGCCAAGCCGUGCCUAGCUAUCACAUUACCCCCGAAACGAAAUGGAUGAAUGACCCCCAACGUCCAUUCUUCCUUGGGAAUGAAUGGCAUUUCUAUUACCUUUACAAUUCCGACUUUGACAGCUCAAACCCCGGUUCAGGUGGGACAGAAUGGUAUCAUGUCACGAGCACCGACAUGGUGAACUGGACUCGCCAGGGUGUAGCGAUCGAGAAAUACAAACCCAAUCCUCCCAACGGCGUGAACCUGGGUGACAUCGAAACUGGCAGCGCCGUAGUGGAUGCGGACAACAAGGCUGGCUUUGGCAAAAAUGCCGUCCUGGCCAUUCUUACACAGAUGGCGGAGGGGGUGCAACAACAGUCUCUCUUCUAUUCAACCGACAAUGGCGACAGCUUCGCCCCCUACAAGGGCAAUCCUGUUCUGCCAAACCCAGAUCCGGAUACGAAACCUGCGUUUCGAGACCCCAAGAUCUUUUGGGAUAGUGAAGCAGGCAAUUGGGCCAUGUCUCUCGCGGAGGGUAACAGGAUCGGCUUCUAUACCUCCCCGGAUCUCAAGACCUGGAAGCAUACUUCCUCGUUCACCCCAAACACUGGUGUCAACCUGGACCCCCUCGAGUGCCCAGACCUUUAUCAGAUCGACCUAGACGGGGAUUCUAAGCAGCGCACCUGGAUCCUGGCCGCAGGUGCAAAAGGAAGCACCCUCUAUUGGAUCGGGAAAUGGGACGGCAAUGGCUUCACGGCCACAGACGCGAAGCCGCAAUUGAUGGAUGAUGGGCCCGACUUCUACGCCACGGUCAGCUGGGAUAACCCGAAAGAUACAUACGGCAGUCGCUAUGCAAUUGCCUGGAUGAAUAACUGGGAAUACGCAGCUUCGCUACCUUAUUACGGGGACUUUGCUGGUCAGACCAGUAUGGUCCGGGAGGUUAAGCUCAAGACCAUCAACAAUUCUCCUACCCUUGUUAGCAGCCCAAUAAAAGGGUAUGAAGGGAUUUUUGGCCCUGUCAAAUCCGUGAGUAAGAAGACCAUUACAAAGGAUCCGAAAUCUGCAUCUCUGCCCAGCGGCCUAACGGGAAAUGCGUACGCCAUCCGCGCAACGAUCUCCAAGGCAGACGGUGACGACGGCAACGAAGUCCGCUUCCGCAUCAAAUCCGACGGGUCUUUUAGCACGACUCUUGGCUAUAACUUCAAGAAUUCCCAAGCGUUUUUGGUGAGGGAUUCCGACGGUUCCGCGACAGAUUCCAUGCCAUCGGGUCCGAAGAAGGCAUACGACACUAUAGCUACGGCACCGAAUCCUUCAGGAGGCAACACAGUCAAGCUGGAGAUAUAUGUGGACUCGAACUCAGUGGAGGUGUUCGUGGAUGACGGUGUGGCUGUGCUAUCGGGGCUUAUUUAUCCGAACAAGGCGGCGGAGGGGGUUCUGGUUGUGUCCGAUACGGGAAGCUUGACGUUGACGUCGUUUAGUUAUGCUGAGUAUGAGGGAUAG
Molecule: messenger RNA, 1548 nt
Organism: Penicillium robsamsonii
Lineage: Eukaryota; Fungi; Ascomycota; Eurotiomycetes; Eurotiales; Aspergillaceae
Product: glycoside hydrolase family 32 protein
Exons: 1
Coding region: 1-1548 (515 amino acids)
Biological process (GO): sucrose catabolic process
Molecular function (GO): sucrose alpha-glucosidase activity
Source: RefSeq, a predicted model, not a curated record